Molecule: messenger RNA, 4364 nt
Organism: Nematolebias whitei (Rio pearlfish)
Lineage: Eukaryota; Metazoa; Chordata; Actinopteri; Cyprinodontiformes; Rivulidae
Product: vinculin
Exons: 20
Coding region: 157-3156 (999 amino acids)
Biological process (GO): cell adhesion
Cellular component (GO): actin cytoskeleton
Molecular function (GO): actin filament binding; structural molecule activity
Source: RefSeq, a predicted model, not a curated record
UCCACAUUGAUGGUUUCACGCGAGUAGUAGAAGUCUUCCCACUGUCCUCGGAAGAGAAGCGUUCUGGGUCGUUUCAGGCUCCUCUGACGGAAAGUUUGGAGGAACUGUCUGUGGCGGUGGGAAGUUUGUGAGGAUAGUAAACUAAAAGCUGCCACCAUGCCGGUUUUUCACACGAAGACGAUAGAAAGUAUCCUGGAGCCGGUGGCUCAGCAGAUAUCCCAUCUGGUGAUAAUGCACGAAGAAGGUGAAGUGGACGGGAAGGCUAUCCCAGAUCUGUCGGCGCCAGUGGCUGCCGUCCAGGCGGCCGUUAGUAACCUUGUUCGGGUUGGAAAGGAGACCGUACAAACCACAGAAGACCAGCUCAUGAAAAGGGACAUGCCACCAGCUUUUAUCAAGGUGGAGAAUGCGUGCACAAAGCUGGUGCAGGCUGCCUCCAUGCUGAAAGCUGAUCCAUACUCCGUUCCUGCUCGGGAUUACCUCAUCGACGGGUCUCGGGGCAUCCUGUCCGGUACUUCUGACCUGCUCUUGACCUUUGAUGAAGCAGAGGUCCGCAAAAUAAUCCGUGUGUGCAAAGGCAUUCUGGAGUAUCUGACAGUGGCGGAGGUUGUGGAGACCAUGGAGGACUUGAUCACCUACACAAAGAACUUGGGACCAGGUAUGACAAAGAUGGCGAAGAUGAUAGAUGAGCGACAGCAGGAGCUUACCCAUCAGGAGCAUCGUGUGAUGCUGGUCAAUUCUAUGAACACAGUCAAAGAGCUACUCCCCAUCCUCAUCUCAGGUAUAAAAAUCUUUGUAACAACUAAGACGUCAGGGAGCCAGGGUGUGGAGGAGGCCUUAAAGAACCGGAACUUUACUUUUGAGAAGAUGAGCGCUGAGAUUAAUGAGAUCAUCCGAGUCCUGCAGCUUACAUCCUGGGAUGAAGAUGCCUGGGCCAACAAGGACACAGAAGCCAUGAAGAGAGCUCUGGGGUUGAUUGAUUCAAAGAUGGCUCAGGCUAAAAACUGGCUGAGGGAUCCAAACGCUCCACCAGGAGAUGCUGGCGAGCAGGCCAUCCGACAGAUCCUGGAUGAAGCGGGGAAAGUUGGUGAACUUUGUGCUGGGAAGGAGCGCAGAGAUAUUCUGGGCACAGCUAAGACUCUGGGUGGGAUGACGGACCAUGUUUCUGACAUGAGAGCCAGAGGUCAAGGAGCAUCCCCAGCCGCCAUGCAGAAGGCUCAGCAGGUUUCCCAGGGACUCGAUGUGCUCACGGGCAAGGUGCAAAAUGCUGCUCGCAAACUGGAGGCCAUGACUAACUCCAAGCAGGCCAUCGCCAAAAGGAUCGACGCUGCACAAAGCUGGCUCGCAGACCCCAACGGCGGCCCCGAGGGAGAGGAGAACAUCAGAGGCCUCCUUGCUGAGGCCAGAAAGAUCGCAGAUAUGUGUGAGGACCCUAAAGAACGAGAUGAGAUUUUGCGCUCAGUUGGAGAGCUGGCCGCCAUGACGGCCAAGCUAUCUGAGCUGAGAAGACAGGGUAAAGGUGACACACCUGAGGCCAGGGCUUUAGCCAAGCAGAUAGCAACAGCCCUGCAGAACCUGCAGUCCAAGACCAACAAGGCUGUGGCCAAUAGCAGACCUGCAAAGGCAGCCGUUCACUUAGAGGGGAAGACUGAACAGGCGCAGCGCUGGAUUGACAACCCCACCAUGGACGACAGUGGUGACCUGAAAGGAAAGAUGCAGGAGGCGAUGACUCAGGAAGUGUCUGACAUCUUCAGUGACACGACAACCCCCAUCAAAUUACUGGCAGUGGCUGCUACUGCCCCCCUGGAUGCCCCCAACAGAGAUGAGCUUUUUGAAGACAGAGCUGCCAACUUUGAGAACCACGCCAACAGACUCGGUGCCACAGCAGAGAAGGCUGCUGCUGUCGGCACAGCCAACAAGAACACAGUGGAGGGAAUCCAGGCCGCCGUCAAGUCAACAAGAGACUUAACACCACAAGUGGUUUCUGCUGCUCGUAUUCUGCUGAGAAACCCCGGUAACCAAGCAGCCUAUGAACAUUUUGAGACAAUGAAGAAUCAGUGGAUUGACAAUGUGGAGAAAAUGACGGGUUUGGUGGAUGAAGCCAUCGACACCAAAUCUCUGCUGGACGCCUCCGAGGACGCCAUAAAGAAGGACCUGGAUAAAUGUCGUAUGGCCAUGACCAAUCACCAGCCUCAGAUGCUGGUAGCUGGUGCCACCAGUAUCGCCCGCAGAGCCAACCGUAUCCUCUUGGUGGCAAAACGUGAGGUGGAAAAUUCAGAAGAUCCUAAAUUCAGAGAGGUGGUGAAGGCGGCGUCAGAUGAACUGAGCCAGACUAUUUCUCCCAUGGUCAUGAACGCAAAGGCUGUGGCUGGAAAUAUACAGGAUCCAAGUCUUCAGAAAGGCUUUCUGGACUCGGGCUAUAAGAUUCUCAGUGCUGUAUCAAAGGUCAGGGAAGCCUUCCAACCCCAGGAACCAGACUUCCCACCACCACCUCCUCCUGAACUGGACCAGCUGAGUCUGAACGACGAAGCAGCACCUCCUAAGCCUCCUCUUCCAGAAGGUGAAGUUCCUCCUCCCAGGCCUCCUCCUCCAGAAGAAAAAGAUGAGGAAUUCCCUGAACACAAGGCUGGCGACAUAGUUAAUGAGCCGAUGAUGGUGGCUGCCAGGCAGCUGCACGAUGAAGCCGGCAAAUGGUCCAGCAAAGGAAACGACAUCAUUGGUGCUGCCAAACGAAUGGCCCUGCUCAUGGCGGAGAUGUCACGUUUGGUGCGUGGUGGCAGUGGAAACAAGCGCGCCCUAAUCCAGUGCGCCAAGGACAUCGCAAAGUCUUCCGAUGAGGUCACACGGCUGGCUAAGGAGGUGGCUAAGCAGUGUACUGACAAACGUAUCCGGACCAACCUGCUCCAGGUGUGUGAGCGCAUUCCCACCAUCAGCACUCAGCUAAAAAUCCUGUCUACGGUGAAGGCCACCAUGUUGGGUCGAACCAAUAUCAGCGAAGAAGAGUCGGAGCAGGCGACCGAGAUGUUGGUCCACAAUGCUCAGAACCUGAUGCAGUCUGUGAAGGAGACCGUCAGAGAGGCCGAGGCAGCUUCUAUCAAGAUCCGAACAGACGCAGGUUUCACCCUCCACUGGAUCAGAAAGACCCCCUGGUACCAGUAAGAGAACAACCACAGGUUCUCUGCUUGGUGCUGGUUCUGUCCAGCUGUCCACGAGGACGUUGAAUGGACAGACAUAUUAAGCGCCCAACAUGGGCAAAGUUUCUCUCACGUCCUGUCUGUAACAGUUGCUGUUCUGAUAUAAUGUAAAUGAUGGGACUAUUAGGGUAAGUUUUGGGUGAAAUUCUUUCUGGUGUGUAAAAAAAAUAUAUUAUAAAGCUUAUUUCGACAAAUCCCAGGACUAUAUGGUUAGAGUUCAUAUAAUAUAAGGGUGACUGUUUCUGGUCUUUUCUAGACCCAGAAGGCAUUAAGUUAAAUUUAAUUGACAUUUUCGUGAGACAUUUUUUUAAAUCGUUGUUCCGAUUACUUUACAAUCAUUAUAUUCAGUUUUUGCUAGAAUAAGCACAUGAACUUUAGGAGCUCUUACAAGGACAGCAGAGGCCUGUGCUCAGCGCAGACACUGUUACAUCUGUUUACAAGCUUCUGUAUUUUAAGAAGUGUAAAAAAAAAAAAAACUUUUUUUUUCAUACUGUAAUGAAGUUGUAGCAGCUUUUAAUUUCUUUAAAAUUCUACCAAAGAUGCCAUCAUCUUUGAAAAUCAACUUAUGUUCUUCAUUAUGUAUUGAGUUCGGGUGUAAUGAUCUUCUGCUUCGCUUUGAGGUCUGAAAGUCAUUUUUUUUUUACUUUCUACCCCAUUAGCAAGCAAACAGAACUUUAAUAUUGCGUGCUGUUAUUUGUAAACGCCACACACUUUUUGUGCACAUCUUCUUUGCAACGUAUGAUUUCCACACUUCUAGAUAGUCAAGGGAAAAAGCAGAACUUAACCGUAAAGCACAGUCUGCAGCUGGAGAAACCUACCCUCUCAGAAUCUUUAUAACAAGACUUGAUACACUAAACAUGGCGACUGCUGAAGAUACUUAAAAAUAUCUGGGCUGUUUGUGGAAGUGUCAUUUUAAAUAUUUCAUGCCAACUGAUGUGCCUUGCUAGAUAAAAUUUAUUUUUUGUAUUAUUUCUACAAGCCGCCUUAGUGCUAAUCACUUCAAAACACUUACCGUCUAGGAUUCUUCGUUAAAGGCCUGGUUUAGUCCUUUUACAAAUCAAAUAUACUCUAUGCAAACAGUUUUUUUCCCCCUGUAAAAUGAUGCAACUUGGUUGAGUUUUAAUGGGUCUGAACACUCAGUUUUGUAAUAAAAAGCAUUUUGUAACGUGAAAA